CCUCCCUCCCCUCUCCCUCCCUUUCUCUCUCCUCUCUUCCUCUCUCUGUCUCAGCAGAGUAAGGCUCAGUGUGAAAAUGCCAUCGUGCUCUCCUGACUGUUGCCUCUUUCAGGCUGUAGAGAUCAUCAAGGUGUACAGUGAAGAUGGCGCAGGGAAGGUGGUGGAGGUGCCAGCUGAUAUGAGGGCCAGAGACGUGUGUCAGUUCCUGGUCUAUAAGAGCCACUGUCUAGACGACAACAGCUGGAGCCUAGUGGAACAUCACCCACUACUGGGCCUCGAGCGUUGUCUGGAGGACCAUGAGUUGGUGGUUCAGGUUCAAGCCUCUAUGACCAGUGACAGUAAAUUCCUAUUCAGGAAGAACUAUGACAAGUAUGAGUUCUUCAGGAAUCCCUUGAACUUCUUCCCGGAGCAGAUGGUGGCGUGGUGUCAGGAAUCUAACGGCUCCAUCCCCCACUCACAGCUCUUACAGAACUUCCUAAACUCCAGCAGCUGUCCGGAGGUGCAGGGGUUCCUCUAUCUGAAGGCAUCAGGGAGGAAGUCCUGGAAGAGACUCUCCAUGUUCCUCAGACGCUCUGGACUCUACUACUCCACUAAAGGAUCCUCCAAGGAGCCGAGACACCUCCAGUUGUUGUCAGACCUGGAGGACAGUAGUGUGUUCACAGUGACAACAGGGAGGAAGCUGCACAAUGCCCCCACAGACUACAAGUUCUGUAUCAAGCCCAGUAAGGUGAGGAGUGAGUGCAAGGAGCUGAGGAUGCUGUGUGCCGAAGAUGAACAGAGCAGAACCUGCUGGAUGACUGCCUUCAGACUCUUAAAGUAUGGAAUUUUACUGGAUCAGAACUACAAGAGUCCCCAGCAAAGGAAGUUUCCGGUCUCACAUUUCACUACUCCUGUGCGGAGUGUGUCUGAGAACUCUCUGGUGGCCAUGGACUUCUCUGGCAGGACGGGACGCGUCAUAGAGAACCCUCUGGAAGCAGUGAGCGCCGCUGUGGAGGAGGGACAGAAAUGGAGGAAACGGGGUCAGCGUAUGAAGGCUCUUGGCAGCCCCAGCCCCCUCCAGCCCUCUUCUCUCAGCUCAGUGAUCCACAGAACACAGCUAUGGUUCCAUGGUCGCAUCAGGAGAGAAGAGUCCCACAAGAUGAUCAUGCAACAAGGACAAGUAGACGGGUUGUUCCUGCUGAGAGACUGUCAGAGUAACCCCAAGGCGUUUGUCCUAACCCUGUGCCACCACCAGAAGAUCCGACACUUCCAGAUCCUACCGUGUGAGGAGGAAGGUCAGAUGUCCUUCAGUCUGGACGACGGCUCCACCAAGUUCACAGACCUGAUCCACCUGGUGGAGUUCUACCAGCUCAACAGAGGGGUGCUGCCCUGCAAACUCAAACACCCCUGCACUGCUGUGGCCUUGUGACCCUUCACCCUGACCUCUGACCCCUGAACCAUGAUCUCUGGCCCCUGGUCUCACUACACCACCCUCUGCAGUUAAAUUCUCUACCCCUCGUUCACUCGUUCGUCAUGGAUUUAAAAGGAAGGAAGGAAGGAAGGAAGGAAGGAAGGAAGGAAGGAAGGAAGGAAGGAAGGAAGGAAGGAAGGAAGGAAGGAAGGAAGGAAGGAAGGAAGGAAGGAAGGAAGGAAGGAAGGAAGGAAGGAAGCUGAUGGCAUAUGCUUAGUUACACCAAUCCAAAGCUUUUAAAAAUGAGCAGGUCCACACUUAGGAGAAAGGGGUGGGGUAUUCAAACCUUGCCACACACAAGAACGGACAGACAAACAGACGUGGUGAACUAUAGUGUUCUAUGGAUAUUUAUGGAUCCAACCAAGCCCGUUUCCUUCUCCUUCAUCCACCUCAGAUAGACAGACAGACAGACAGACAGACAGACAGACAGACAGACAGACAGACAGACAGACAGACAGACAGACAGACAGACAGACAGACAGACAGACAGACAGACAGACAGACAGACAGACAGGGGGCUGGGCUCCCCUCACUUCCUUAAUGAUCAUCAGGGAUCGACAUGGAUCAAAUCGAUCACAACAAUCGACGAUGUCUCAAAUCAAUAUGUGCAGUACAGUCUUUAUAAGCUGAUCACCUGACGCUUCAUGCUACCUGGGGAGCUGAUGUUGCCUGGGAGGCAUCCUACUCUUCCUCUGCUAUACUUACUGAACCAACCAUCUAACUAACUCACCCAGACUUUAUACAGGGCCCUAGGAGGAGAAAAAGAAAACUCCAAAAAGAAAACUCCUUUCAAACAAACAUCUUGGCUGUUUGUUUGAAAGGGCAGAUGAAUGUUUGAGUUAGGGACUUCCCUGUCAGAACUGAUGACAUUGUAUUACUGUUGUAGAACUAUUUGCACUUCUGAACAGACAGCCGACAGUUCUCUUCCUAGCUGGAUGAAGCUGAAUGCUCCUUCUCAACCUCCUCUUCCUUCUUUUUUUCUUCUCCUCUUGUCCUUCUCUUUCUACUCCUACUCCUCUUUUCUGCGUGAAAAAUCCCAGCCUACUGAUUGGAUUAGCGUUGCGUUGGACAGGACUGAGAGGCAUGGCUGAGCGUGCCGUUGCCAUGCUAUUGGGAAAGGUGACCCCUAGGCGGCUCCGCUCCAGAAAUCCUCUCCAACCUUUUCAUUCCUACUCCGUUCGGCUCCAUCUGAUCCCAUCAGAACAUUUAGAAAACCAUUACAAUUUCCUGGAAUCAGACGGAAAGUUCAGAGUGUUGAUAACGGGACAGAGGGAAGAGGAGGAGAAGUCUCACAUAGGUCCCCGGAAAACCUGCCCCCUGCACUGUCACUUGAGACUGUCAAUAGUUAAAACUGGAGUCUUUCAGGCUAUGUUCCAAUGUCCACACUAAUAUUGCACUUAGAACGUAUGUCCAAGACAUUGUUACACUCUUAGUAGUGUGCAAGUACUGUAUGUGGGUAUUGGAACAGAACCUCAUCACAGCCAGACUGUAUUUUAUUAAUGUCAAUCAGUGUUCUCCAAGUCAGUUGUACGCUUCUCACUGCACAGUCAGCAUGAUGUUGUGUUUAAAUACUAUUUGAAAUCAUUUCAAAUAUACUAUAUGUGCUUGAUUGGGCUUGCCUUGCUUAAUAGACCAAUAGAACUGUCUCAAAACUGCAAACCCUGCCCCAUCUGGCUAGAGCAAACACCCAAAGCAUUUGAAAGAUUUCAAAUAGUACUUUUAACACAGGUCAGACCAAUAGGUGUGAGAGGGCAUUCAUUCUCAGAACACAGGAAACCAUUUUAAACCACCCCCAACAUGUAUUGUAUUUAUCUUGAUUAAAAUAAUGACUUGAAAUGUAGGAUUGGUGGGCAGUGCAGCAGCCACAGUCUCCUCACCUUAAAGUGGGCAUUGUGAGCUGUGUGUGUGUAUGAAAUCAUGCUAUUAUAAUUCACAUAAUCCAUUUCAGAUAGAUGUUCCAAACCCUGGAAACAAGGGUCCAGUAAGAAGGUUUCUGUGAGUAUUGGGACCCGUCCUGUCCCGUUCUGUCUUAUCCUGUCCAGUCCCAUCCCGGCCCAGACCGUCCAGUCCUGUCCUUCUCAGUUGCCCUAGCGUGAGACAGCAGAGAUGUUGGCCUAGCAAAAAAUCAUCAAGGAAGAAUGGGAGAAAAUCCCCAAAUCCAGAUCUGCAUAGCUGAUGUAGACAUACUCAAGACCACUCAAAGCUGUAAUCUCUGCCAAUGGUGCUUCUACAAGUAUUCACACCCUUGAGUCAAUAUUUUAUGUAAAUCAGAUAAUUCUGUAUUUCAUUUUAAAUUAUCAACAAAUUAUAAAAACAUGUUUUCACUUUGUAAUUAUGGGGUAUUGUGUGUAGAUGGGUGAGAAAAAUUAUAUAUUUAAUCCAUUUUGAAUUCAGGCUGUAAUACAACAAUAUGUAGAAAUAAUCAAGGGGUGUGAAUACUUUCUGAAGGCACUGUAUACAGUAGGUCUCUCGCUCUCUUGCUUUCUGAAUCUUAAUCACUGUGUUAUAAUGCAAUCCUUCACAGAAGGCCAAUCAUAUGUGUAUAAUAUAAAGACAGUAUUGAAUAUCUAUUAGACAGAAUGUGAAACUAUGGACAAGAUGUAGAUCUAACACUGUAUCUAGGUAACAGGGCACUAUGGGUGCUUUCCAAAUGGCAUGCUAUUUCCUAUAUAGUGCACAAUAAAGGGAAUAGGGUGCCAUUUGGGACACUACCUAUGUAUUGGGCUUUAUGCAUUUGCUCAUCACUCUCAAAUUAAGAUUAAGAUUUAUUUGGUCCUUUUUUCAUUAUUUGAUUUAUUGUGUAUAUUGACUCAAUUGUAUAUUUUUCUUAUUUUCAUCACAAAAUUACCUUUUAUAUAUACAAAUAAUAAUAUACCAGAACAUUUACAGUAUUAAAUUAAGCUAUCAAACGUUUGGCAUGCAUUGAAUUCUAGUAUGUAUAAGCUGACUGGCUCAGAGAAUGUUGAAACUAUCUACGGACAUUAGAUGUUGUCAAAGUCAGCAAUGGACCUUUAAAGGCAAUUUCCCAACGUUCACAGAGAUCGCAUUCACGGUAAAUGCUGUGGAUGUUGGCACAAGGUGAAUUACCUUUAAAAGUAAAGUGCAGGCCUUUGAUUGAAUCCCGGCCAUUCAGCCUUCUUUACACUCAAUGGUGAGAACAUAUUGCUUACACUUACCUAUCCAGUUUUUCUGAUCUAUGUCUGCGACAGAAAAGGGCAUAAGAAAUUGUCAAGGGCUAGGGAUUAGACACUGAAACAGAACCAGCUAGGUAUGUCUCUCUCAUAGGAUUUAUCAAAUAAAAAAUGAAAACAUU
Salmo salar (Atlantic salmon) is the source of this 4763-nucleotide messenger RNA. RefSeq names its product growth factor receptor-bound protein 10. Gene Ontology annotation, molecular function: insulin receptor binding. Gene Ontology annotation, biological process: insulin receptor signaling pathway; negative regulation of insulin receptor signaling pathway; negative regulation of Wnt signaling pathway. NCBI's taxonomy places the organism in Eukaryota, Metazoa, Chordata, Actinopteri, Salmoniformes, Salmonidae. The record is from RefSeq and is a predicted model, not a curated record.